GUUUUCUGUUUUCACACAUCUCCUCCUCUAAACUGGGAAGAUCUUUGAAGUGCAGCAGAUGUUCGGCUGUGAUCUCACGUGCAGUGCAGGGACUACAGAAUCGGAUUUUCCCCACUUCUCGUGUGUUUUGCAUGAAAUCCCACCUCGUUCAUUCACUGUCACAAAUCUGUUUCAUGCAAUCCUCCGUCUGUCACUCAACACCACGCUUCUUCUUCCUCCUCCUCCUCUUCCUCCUCCUUGCUUGGCAUCAGCUUGGUGUGAGCGUGCAUGUGUGCGCGCCCACCCUGUUCCAGCUGCUCCCUGUGAAAACAUCUCUGGCACAAAGCAGCCGCCUCGACGCGCAUCUCGUCCCCCUCUUCCUUCGUUUCUUCGGGGUUUAUCUCUGUCUCGCAGGCUCCGGCGACGGCCUUUAAUCGCUUUGCGUUUCUUUACCUCUCAAAAUGAGUCGGGAUGUAAUGCCGCCCCGCCGUCGCUAGCUAGGCGGACAAAUUCCUCCAACCAGCCCGCUGCUCGCUCCACUCACUGCGGGGUUGGCACCACAUUAGCAGAGGCGUCGCUGGGUGAGCUAGCCGGGACUAGCUAGCUAGCGUUCGUAGCCGUCACGUCUGUUUUAGCUAACGUUAGCUAGUGUGGUUAGUUGCCGAGCGGAGGGUCGUGCAAUAACUAUUAUCACUAAUGUUAGCUUACUAGCGAGGACUACCACUUUUUUUUCUAGCGUGAACUAGCUUGCUAGCGUUGCACAGAAAUCGACCGUUAACGGGUUUUGGAUGUCGCGACACUGCCGGUUUCGAACCACGGACUGCGAAGACAGAACUGGAGCCCAGCGACAGGCGGUACCGAGGUAGAACCGGACCACAGAGUGAUAAUAGGGGGUUCAUGGUGUGACGCGGGUAUCAAGUGGCUAAUCUGUUGCAGGCAUUUUCUUUUAACAUUAGCCCCGCGCUAAGGCAGAGCAUCUCAGGGAGGCCCCGCCGUCUCCCGACUCCCCUCCCCGAGUCUCCAGCGAUCUGCCGAGAACACCCGGGUGAAGUCGCAGUUGUUCCCGGCCGGGGGGGCAACUUGACAGCGAGGCCCCUUUAGCUUAGUCUCCCCUCCCCCUCCGCCCCAGUCCCGUCCAUCCAUCCUCCCUGCCUUCAAUCCGUCCAGCCCCGUGCAGACCGCCUCCUCCUCGCCCGAGACAGAAAGCGAGGGACCGGGGGGGAUAAAAAAAAGAAGGGGGGAAAAAAAGCAGCGAGCCGUGGGCAAGUGUUUGUCGGGUCCCGUCUGAACCGGGCUGCCACAAGCAGAGGGGAUGACUCUGGAGUCCAUGAUGGCUUGCUGCCUGAGCGAAGAGGCGAAGGAGUCGAAACGAAUCAAUGCAGAAAUUGACAAACAACUCCGCCGAGACAAGCGGGACUCCCGGAGAGAGCUGAAAUUGCUGCUUCUCGGUACGGGAGAAAGUGGCAAGAGCACCUUCAUCAAGCAGAUGAGGAUCAUCCAUGGAGCCGGAUACUCAGACGAGGAUAAGAGGGGCUUCAUCCGGCUUGUUUACCAAAACGUCUUCACCUCCAUGCAGGCCAUGAUCCGCGCCACCGAGACCCUCAAAAUCCCGUACAAAUAUGAACAGAAUCGGUCUAAUGCCAUGAUCGUGAAGGAGGUGGACAUUGAGAAGAUCGCUGGGUUUGACAAGCCCUACAUUUCAGCUAUCAAAUGCCUGUGGUCCGACCCGGGGAUCCAGGAGGCCUACGACCGCCGCAGAGAGUACCAGCUGUCUGACUCUACUAAAUAUUACCUUAGCGAUAUAGACCGUGUGACUGCGGAGGGAUACGUUCCCACCCAGCAGGAUGUGCUGAGGGUCCGUGUUCCCACAACGGGUAUAAUAGAGUACCCAUUUGACCUGGAGAAUGUCAUCUUCAGUUAUCUUACCGAUCUGGAUCGUGUUGCUGAUUGCAACUAUCUUCCCACGCAGCAGGAUGUGCUCAGGGUGCGCAUCCCCACUACAGGAAUCAUAGAGUACCCCUUCGACUUGCAAAGCAUCAUUUUCAGGAUGGUGGAUGUAGGGGGUCAGAGGUCCGAGAGGAGGAAGUGGAUUCACUGUUUUGAGAAUGUCACCUCCAUUAUGUUUCUUGUGGCGCUGAGUGAGUACGACCAGGUCCUGGUGGAGUCAGACAACGAGAACCGUAUGGAGGAGAGUAAAGCUCUGUUCAGGACUAUCAUAACCUACCCUUGGUUUCAAAACUCCUCCGUCAUCCUCUUCCUCAACAAGAAGGACCUGCUGGAGGAGAAGAUCUCCUACUCACACUUGGUGGACUAUUUCCCCGAGUUCGAUGGUCCCCAGAGAGAUGCACAGGCAGCGCGGGAGUUCAUCCUCAAGAUGUUUGUGGACUUAAACCCCGACAGCGACAAGAUCAUCUACUCCCACUUCACUUGUGCCACGGACACUGAGAACAUCCGCUUUGUGUUUGCAGCUGUCAAAGACACCAUCUUACAGCUCAACCUCAAAGAGUACAACCUGGUGUGAGGGCUCACGUACGACGCACAUCUCCUCCCCCAUUGCACAAAUGCACACCUCUCCCGGAGUGUGCGCUCAGCUCCACAUGCAUCAAACAACACACACACACACACACACACACACACACACACACACACACACACACACACACACACACACACACACACACACACACACACAGGACCCUUCCUUUCCUCCCCCAGUGCAGUACAUUCACAGAUCCUCCCAUCUGCAAAUGCCGCCCCUGCUCUUUCACCAUAGCUCACCCUCUUCUUCUUCACUUGGCAGCUUGUUGUGUCAGAAUCCUCGCUCCUCGCAAAGCUGCUCCGUGUGUCAGUUAAGGCCCCGGCUGCCGGCUCUGGCACAUUUCAUCUGGCACACAAACCUUUCACACGGGCUGUACAGUGACUGAAGGGGACUUUGGUGUGUGUGCGUCUGUGUGUGCGUUUGUGUUUGGGGCAGCAUUGACUGGCAAGGAGCUGUGUUUGGGUGACCAGCGGCAACAAACCUCUUUUGCCCUACGGAGUUGACGGUGAGGUUGGCGGUUUGAGAUCAGAUCCUCUGUCAUCUCCUUUCUGAGCCCCUGCCGGCGUGGAAGGAAGCGAACACUGCAUCUCCUGAAAACACCCAAGGACCAGUGGCUGGACGCUGAAGGACAGAUACUGCAGAGCGAGUCGUACAGGAUGUGAGGACACAAGGGGAUGAGGCUGAUGAUUCUGUCUCCACCUCGCAUCUAUGAAUGUACCCACCAGAGUGAGCAUCGCAAUUGAGAAAAAACAAAAGGAAAAAAAAUAGAAAUAUAUAUUAUGAUGUAAAUGCAUAUAUAAACACACUUAAGACAAAAAGCAUGAGAGGGCAAGACAUAGCUAAUCAAAAUUUAUUCGUUGCUGAGAUUUAUAAAAUGUUUUUAAUGAUAGAGAUCUGUUGCUACUUCUAUUAAACGGAUAAUGGCUACAUGGGACGGCGAUAAGAAAAGGGGAGAAAAUCGAUUAAAAAAAUUAAAAAAAAAACUUUUAAACAAAGACAUCUUAAAAAGAAGCCGCCAGAAAUUUACUUGACAUAAGGAUCAUUUUAAGAUUUCUGUAAUUUUGUGUUUAAGUUAAUCACAUGGCUUCCCUCCAGAUGUUUUCUGUAUGGAUUCACAUGGACAAUCUUCCGUGUGACCUCCGCACUGAUAUACAAUGACCCCCCCCCCCACCCCACCCCACACACCCUUAGUACAAAAACACCUGUAGCGGGUGAGAGGACCCUGCUCUCCACACAGGCGCUGCUCUGAUUGGUGGAAGCGAAUAUAGAGGGUAAUGCGAGGUCAUCAGUGCGCAUCACCCCACAGAGCACAUCUGCAGCUCGGGCUGCAAGUAGCUUAUUCAACAAAAUAGAAGCUGUAAAUUAAACGCGCCCUGGGUGUGUGAGUAGAACCCAUGUGGUAACAUCACUGAUGACGUCACACCUUGCGUCACUCAGCCGUCCAAUCAGACACACUUCCUGAUGGUGACCUAGUCAUCCAUUAUAUCGGGAUGUGCCUCUGUUAAUUUUUUUUUUUUUUUUUACUGUAUAGUCACUUUGUUUAUAAAGUGCUGUUGAGUGGUGAGAGGAAGGGGAGUGGGGGGGCUAUGAUCCUUUCACAGAAAACGCACUCUGAAGUCUGCUAACGUUGUUUGUGUAUAUUUGUUUGUAAAUACAUAUACACAAAAACACUCCUGUACAAAAAAAUGCUCUGUGGUACACCAUCUUUGGCAAAAAACAAACAAACAAAAAAAACAACAAAAAAAAAUCUUAACUUCUUUUGUUAGCACACAGUUUUUCUUAUGGAUUUAUGGUAGUAUUGAUACUGUGAUUAUGGAUUUUGUUCACUUGAUUAAUAGGACUACGCAGAGCUGGGUGGUGCUGAGGAAACGAUCGGCACGGAGCAAUAGUCAGAGAAAAGACGUUCCUCCUAACCAGCCUCACAACUCCACACUACUGCAACAGCUCUGCCGCCAGAGUAAUACAAACUAGGGCUGGUUUAAAAAAAAAAAAACUUCACAGUAUGGUGACAAGAUGAUUUUAAGAGUAAUUAAAGACUUUUUUUUUUUAUUUAUCUAAUUUAUGGACCAGGUUUGAAGGUGUUGUUAAUUUGACUGCUUUUGAUUCUGUCAUGUUGAAGUGCUCCUUUUCUCACGGCGGAGCCUACUUGAGUCUGAACUGCUGUAAAAAAAAACAAAAAAAAAACACGAAUGUCUGGUAUAGUAAGGACUUUAUCUCUGCUUUCUAUUUCUUAUCGCGACAUUUCCAGUUGUACUUGCCAUCACAUCUCCAUCCAUCUGUAAUACUCUUUGGUUUCUUUAGAAGCCCUCACAUUUGUUUUGUUAGAUUUAAAAAGAAAAAAAACAACAAAAAAAACCAAGAAACUCGUAUUUCCUCCUGGUUUAUAGACGCAGCGCUGUAAUGCAUACCUAGAAAAAUGUACAGUACGAACGUAGGUGGACUUUUUUUUAAAUCAGUGAUUGAAGACCCCCCGCGGUCCAUGCUUGCUAUUUGUAAUUUAACACAAAAAAAAAAAUUCUGUUGUCAGUUUUUUUGCAUUGUUAAUUUCCAGUUUUUUGAGGCUUGCUUUGAUAGUGCCAGUGAAGUGCAGAUACUUUUUUGGUCUUUGACCUUUUCUACAGGUGACUUAUCCUUCAUCAUCAUUAAGGGCUAUCACAGUGCAUCAGGCAUCAGACAGUGGGGGGUGGAGUACAGGACCACAGAGAACCAAGUCAUCCACUUCCUCUUUAUACACGGAGGUUACUCGCAGUAUGUGUUCUAAGAAGUAUAGGCAGGGUGUUAAUGCAAAUAUAAGGUGUGUGUAGAGAGCGUUUACCAACACUAAGCAGUUUUCUUUGUGUUUUUUUUUAUUUUUCAUGUAUCUGGCCCUUCGGUGGGUUAGGUGGACCCAGUAUCUGUCUCUCUGACCGUCACUACUUCACGUGUGUUUGCACUGGUAUCACAGUGUUACCUGUAACGCCUCUUGCAGUGUAGAAACACGUGUCACUAAAAGACACUGCUAACCAGGACAAGUGUUGCAUUUUCCAAGUAUAUGAGUUGUACCUCAUGAUAGCCAAGAAGUCGUAAUGGUCAUACUGGUGUUUGUGUAUUUUAACCCAUUAACUACAAUUCUUAAGCUUCGUUGUUGAGCAUUUUUGCAGUUAAUAGUUUGAGUUCCUAUAGUCCGGGCAGCUUCUGGUUUCUAUUAAUGCCACUAAGGUUUGUGGGUCUCCUUUUCCCCCUUUUUGUCAAUUUUUUGUUGGUUCUGUGAUAUUUGUGGCAGUAAUGCAGUGAGCAGCGAUGCUCUCAAAGAAGCUCUUAAAGCUUUUAAUUGGUCGACGAUAACAUAUCCUAGAACUGCAUCAAUCCUUACAUCAAAGUAAAAGGAAAAACUGCCUCUUAAAUCCCCAAAUCCGGAGUUUGUUUUCAGAACACAAACACAUCAUGUACCAGUGAUGCAAGGAUCCAACUCCUCUGAUAUCUCAGAGAAUCUGCUGGUACCCAGUACUGAUGCAACCCUCAGUGUGAGCUGCUGCAUUGGGAUCAUUUUAUUUUUAAGUCACAGCUCAGAGAUUACUGUGACAUUAUAAACAGAGUUUUGUUCAAACUUAAAGGAAACACUACAAUGAAAGACUCUGACAAAGAAACUGGAUGUGGAUGAGUUUUGUUUGGCCAAGACCUGAUCAGCUCAAUUUUUAUUGUGAUGAAACAAACCACAGGCUGCCUGGAAGAUGGGAAAUCAAUCUUUAACACCUAACACAAGGUUUGAACACCAUCCAAGUUAAUGGGGCUAAAAUAUAUAUUUUGAAUAAUGCCAGUGUGUUCCUGAACUGCCAUUUUGUCUGCUGUAAAUGACACUUAACCUUGUUUUGCGGAGGAAGCAGACCGCCAUCCUUCAGACAGCUGUCAUAAAGAGGGCCUGGAUGCCAGUAUUUAAGUGGAAAGAUUAUACCAGUAUGAUUACCCAAGUAUUUAUCAAUGGUUGUGUUGAGAUUUACUGUGUGUUGAGUGCAGCUUACUUUAAUAGUGACAAAACUGAUGUAUUUUUAAAACUUGACACUACAACUCUGGCACAUGGUGAAGGGCUGACUGGCUUUUUAGUGUGGGUGUGGUAGUUUGUUGGCAGCCCGUCGUUGCAGUGUGUUAACACAUUAUCUCACCGUACAGGAGCUGGAAAGAGGGAAGGCAGCCGCGUGCGACACUUAAAUCUCCUUCUCGCUCUUUCGUUCUCGUCCGUUUUUUGGAGCAUUAACCAGCGAAAACACUGGACUGGUUUUUCACUACAAUUCUCUCUUAUUUAUUGCCUCUCAUUGCCUUGAAUAACGACAGAUGGCGUUCCCGGCCCGAUGCGGUUUCAAAGCGUGCUGUGUGACCUUGUGGCGACCGGGAGCUGUGUGAUGUCCCCUCCUGUGGGCUAGUUGGAAUAGGUGGAAUCAAACUUAUCCUUUGGACAUCAGUAUGAAGUCGGUGCAUUUUCAUAAACUUAACCUUGCGCCCCCCCUUUUUUUUUUGUGUGUAUGUUUUUCAUUUUUUUCUCUGUGUACGAUAAGAAGACAUUACCAGAACACUAUUAUUUAGGACCACAUGAUUUAUUUUUCCUCACUCCAAUGAAACCUGGAGGUCAGUUGUGUAGUGUUGUAUAAAAUACUGUUUUUUUUUUUUUCCUCUUUAUUUUGUAUGUAAACCAAAUGUAAAUUAUGUAUUAUACUGAGUGUGCCAACCCCACUCUUUAUCUAGAGCCAGGCUCUCUCUUAAGUGCCAACGCUGUGGUCAUCAUCAGAAGGACCACCGCCCGAGAUGGUCUCCCCUUUUUAAAUAAAACACACCAGAGACUAAAAGGAUAAAUGAUUAAGUACAAAAACACUUUAUUCUGUAUUUAAGAUUGAAGAUUUAAAAGAUAAUCUGCUGUUUAUUUGUUUUUUUUUUAAGAAACUGUAAUUACAAUUGCAUGUGCUGUUUAUUUUGUGUUGGAAGUGAGGGCUUGGAUGUUUUCAUUGAAGCAGAGCCCUUAAUAAAGGGGGUUCGAUCAGUUGGUUAUUAUCGAUUAUUGAUUUACAUAACUCUUGCCAUAUUUUUUUUUUAAAUGUGUUUCAUGUAUUUGUUUCAACCACUGUUGCCUGAUCCUCAUUCAAACAUGAACAUGACUUACGAUCAUUAUCGCCUUCUAAGAGAGAAACAUAAUGACAAGGUAUCUGUUUUAAAUUGAAAUAAAUUUGUUCCUAUACUUGC
Hippoglossus stenolepis (Pacific halibut) is the source of this 7726-nucleotide messenger RNA. RefSeq names its product guanine nucleotide binding protein (G protein), alpha 11b (Gq class) (gene gna11b). The transcript is spliced from 8 exons. Lineage: Eukaryota; Metazoa; Chordata; Actinopteri; Pleuronectiformes; Pleuronectidae. Gene Ontology annotation, cellular component: heterotrimeric G-protein complex. The record is from RefSeq and is a predicted model, not a curated record. Gene Ontology annotation, molecular function: G-protein beta/gamma-subunit complex binding; GTPase activity; G protein-coupled receptor binding. The coding region runs from base 1292 to 2500 and encodes 402 amino acids. Gene Ontology annotation, biological process: adenylate cyclase-modulating G protein-coupled receptor signaling pathway; action potential; phospholipase C-activating dopamine receptor signaling pathway.